AUGUUGAGUUCCGCGCAAUUGAGUUGUAAUAUACCAUUUUGUAAGAGGCGCGAGGAUGGUACUAACAUCUCCGAAGUAUGUGCUUCUCACCGUUAUCAAACGGUGGAUGCUAUGUGUGCCGCCCACGGUCCUGUGAGCAUUCCUUCUUGCAUAUUAAGGUUUGUGCCUUUGCAAGUGCGUCUGAAGUACUUUGCGGUUGAUAUUGACGGUACAUUUUUGGCUGUUGACCCUGAGGUCUACCGUCGUAACGUUGAGGCGUUUGUUCGUGUUCUGGAAUCUGGUGUAAAGAUAUUCUUCUGUACAGGUCGUGGUCAUUUUGGUGCUAUCCGUGAGAUGCCCGAUGAAGUGAUUGAGAGGCUUGGUUUUACUGGUUAUCCAGGUAUUUAUCACAACGGUGGUGCCGUUUAUGAUGAAAAGGGUCAAUUGCUUGAACAUGCUCUGUUCGAUAAGACAGUAUUGAAGCGCAUUAUCGACAAGGUUGUUGGUUGUAAUCAUAUGAAAUACACCAUGUUCCUAACUUUGGAUGAUUGGUAUAUCAUAACUGACGAUCGUUCAUUUUUCAACGAGUUUAUUACAUCAUUGAGAUUGGACAGGCCUUUUAUGCGUGCUACUGCUGAGGAGGUUCUUUCCAUGGAUAUUAUGAAGGUUAUUAUUGUGCGUUACGAUCUUUUGGCUGAGUCAUUCAAGGACAUGCGUGAUGUGGUCUUCAUUGCUAAGCGUGCUCUUAAUGAUAUGACUGACUUAACCCCUAUGGGUAUCACCAAAGGCAGUGGUCUUGCGUUGCUGCUUAAAUCGUUUGGUGGUUCUCCUGAUGAAUGUGGUUAUAUCGGUGAUGCUUGUAAUGAUUUAGAGGCUAUGCGUUUGGCUGGUCAUUCAUUUGCUGUUGGCAACGCUAUUGAUGAGGCUAAAACGGCAGCUAAAUACGUUGUCCAGCAUACCAAUGAUGAAGGUGCUUUUGCACGUGUGAUGGAUGCGGUGUUUUCGCCUUUCCUAUGA
Babesia sp. Xinjiang is the source of this 996-nucleotide messenger RNA. RefSeq names its product HMP-PP phosphatase (gene cof). The record is from RefSeq and is a predicted model, not a curated record. Gene Ontology annotation, molecular function: phosphatase activity; magnesium ion binding. The coding region runs from base 1 to 996 and encodes 331 amino acids. Gene Ontology annotation, cellular component: cytosol. The transcript has 2 exons. Lineage: Eukaryota; Apicomplexa; Aconoidasida; Piroplasmida; Babesiidae.